Molecule: messenger RNA, 4117 nt
Organism: Aspergillus homomorphus CBS 101889
Lineage: Eukaryota; Fungi; Ascomycota; Eurotiomycetes; Eurotiales; Aspergillaceae
Product: DNA-dependent ATPase RAD26
Exons: 3
Coding region: 194-3868 (1224 amino acids)
Biological process (GO): transcription-coupled nucleotide-excision repair
Cellular component (GO): nucleus
Molecular function (GO): ATP-dependent chromatin remodeler activity; ATP binding
Source: RefSeq, a predicted model, not a curated record
AUCGUCCAGUGGGAGUGGCUCUACAAUUCACGUCCAGGUCUCAUCAUCAUCUCAGUUUGAGUCUUUGGUCUGUACUUCCAAGAUUAAAACUAUAUCACUGGAGACUUUUGAAUCUGAGCCAUCUUUAGAGGCAACAAGCAUCAAACGCGUUUCUCAAGGGAUAUGACCCAACGCCGCAGCAUCUGACCCAGUCAUGGAUGACGAAACCAACGUCAAACCCGAGGCGGAUAGCUUGGAUGCCACUGAGCCUGUAAAACAUGAACCAACAGAGUCGCCCAGCCUAGAUGUCUCGGCUGCACAGAACCCUGCGCCUUCCAUGGCCACCAACGAGGCCAGCCGCUUGAAGGAGCUGCAGGCUGAUGUCCGUGAUCAGGAUGAUCUUGAAAGAGACAUCGCUCGCCAGGCGGACAGAUUGCUCGUCGAACAGGCUGAUGAGCGAGACAACAAGAGGCUGGAGCGCACAACACGUGAGAAGCAGAAGGUUGAGGCUCAGAUAUUGAAAUUACAUCAGCGUCUGUCACAACCUAUCGGUACAGCCGGGAGGGUUCGCGCUCAAAAUGAACUUCAAACCCUCGAGUCGCGCAACACAUCGUUGGCCAACGACCUUGUGGAUAUCCAGCAACGCAUCGUCGAUAGAAACCGAGAGCAAGAUGGCGAUGGCGAAGCCUCUAGGAUCGGGCGUUUGCCCAACGAAUCUCGUCGAGACUAUCUGAUCCGUACCGGAAAGAUUACACCUUUCAUGAACAUGAGCCAUGGCCCGGACCAUGGUCCUCUUGCUAGCUUACAGGAUGCGCUGAUUGACGCCGAAGAUGAGCAUGACGAAGUAGAGGCUUUGGAGCGCUUCAAAGCGCGAUCGGCUGUUUCACACCGAAAUCUCGUCCGCCCGGGAUUCGAUUUCGAUGUGUCUAGUGGUCCUGAGAGCACAGACCUCUCUGCCGAUACCCGAACUGCAAAGCGUCGAAAACUGGCGCAUCGGCAGCCUUCAAAGAAAGAUCGCGAGGCUCAGGAGGAUCUGGGUUCCAGUUCAGAAGCGCCUGAUGGCACCCAGUCAGAGAAAGAUGAUGAUAACUCAAGCUAUGUGGCAUCAGAAGAUGAAGAAUCACAAGUCGAUGACGAAUCGGACUUCGUCAUCGAGGGGCAAUCAGAGCGAGCAGCGUCCCGGAAGAAGAGCAAGACGUCUGCUGACGAAGUGGAAGACCUUACGGGUUUGGACGAUGGCAAGGAGGCGGUUUAUCAGAACAGACUUCAAUCCUGGGUCAGCCGCAGAGGUGCAGCAAGGAAGCGUGCGCAGAAGGCACAGCAUCCGACAGAAGAAGGAGUCAAUGAGAUGCAUGUAGAUUCGACUCAAGAAGAAGAUCAAGAAGAAGAUGAGUGGUUCAAGCCUCACCCGACUGUUCCGGAUAUGCAUUAUGACAAUGGAUAUCGUAUCCCGGGUGAUAUUCAUGCGCUCUUAUUUGAUUACCAGAAGACCGGAGUACAGUGGCUGUGGGAAUUGCAGCAGCAACAGGUUGGUGGUAUUAUCGGCGAUGAGAUGGGCCUGGGUAAGACGAUACAGGUCAUUGCGUUCAUCGCAGGUCUGCAUUAUAGCAAGAAGCUUACGCAGCCUGUCGUCAUUGUGUGUCCAGCCACGGUCAUGAAACAGUGGGUGAAUGAAUUUCACCGCUGGUGGCCGCCUCUUCGCGUCUCCAUCCUGCACUCUUCCGGUAGUGGAAUGGUCAACCUUCGGAAUGAAAGCAGUAGAGAAGACGCCUUGCUAUCCCAAGCCUGGAAUGCGGCCACUUCUAGACGAAUGCCCAGUGGCUUGAAAGCCGCGCGGAAAGUUGUCAGGCGCGUGGUUGAAGAAGGACAUGUGUUAGUGACGACAUAUUCAGGCCUUCAAACUUAUGCGUCCCUUGUGAUUCCAAUCGAAUGGGGUUGCGCUGUGUUGGAUGAAGGCCACAAAAUCCGCAAUCCCAACACCUCGAUCACGAUUCAUUGCAAAGAGCUUCGGACGCCUCAUCGGGUCAUUCUCUCUGGAACUCCCAUGCAGAAUAACCUGACAGAACUGUGGUCGUUAUUUGACUUUGUGUUCCCAAUGCGCUUGGGCACUCUGGUCAACUUUCGAAACCAGUUCGAGUUCCCUAUCCGCCAGGGUGGUUACGCAAACGCUUCAAAUCUACAGGUCCAAACCGCUGUGAAGUGUGCUGAGACUCUCAAAGACGCUAUCAGCCCAUACCUAUUGCAACGGUUCAAGAUCGAUGUAGCGUCUGACCUGCCGAAGAAGAGCGAGCAGGUUCUUUUCUGCAAACUGACAAAAGUACAGCGAGAGGCUUAUGAGGCAUUCCUUGGGUCUUCCGAGAUGCAAGCUAUCCUCAACAAGCGCAGACAAGUUCUCUAUGGUGUUGACAUUUUGCGCAAGAUCUGCAAUCAUCCAGACCUCCCAAACCACAAACUUCAUUCCUCUGUGAAAGACUACGGUAGCGGCAGCCGCUCGGGCAAGAUGCAGGUUGUGAAAUCACUGCUCGAGCUAUGGAAAGAUACUGGCCACAAGACUCUGCUUUUCGCCCAGCAUCGAAUCAUGUUAGACAUCUUAGAGAAAUUUGUGCGGUCGUUGUCGGGCGGGUUCAAUUACCGCCGAAUGGAUGGCACAACUCCAAUUCACCAUCGGCAGACAAUGGUUGAUGAGUUCAACAAUGACCCCGAUCUCCAUGUUUUCCUACUUACAACAAAGGUUGGAGGAUUGGGCGUGAAUCUUACCGGCGCGGACCGAGUCAUCAUAUACGAUCCUGACUGGAAUCCCUCAACGGACAUGCAGGCACGCGAGCGAGCGUGGAGACUUGGACAAAAGAGGGACGUUACGAUAUACCGCCUGAUGACCGCGGGAACCAUCGAGGAGAAGAUCUACCAUCGUCAGAUCUUCAAGCAGUUCCUCACGAAUAAGAUUCUGAAAGACCCCAAUCAACGACAGACGUUCCAGAUGAGCGAUUUACAUGACCUGUUCUCCCUUGGCGAAGAUAACCAAGGCGCCACGGAGACCAGCAAGAUAUUCAAAGAUACAGCCAUGACCUUCAAGAACGGGGACGGCGCUUCCCAGUCAACAGCGCCGUCUGCUAAUAACGCCGCCCCUCCGGCCGACGUCCAAGACGAGAAGAAGGACAUCAGCAAAGCAGCAGGCGUUGCAUCAAUAGAGGAAUACCAAGGCGAGCAAGAACAACAGCAGCAGCAGCAACAGCAGCAAGGAGAAUCCGAACCCGCCGCCCCAGGUGCCAACCAAGAGUCGCGCAUCAUGGAGAAGAUCUUCGCCCGGUCCGGCGUGCACUCCGCGCUGGAACACGACCAAAUUCUGAACGGCAAGCGCGUCGUCCGCGCCGACCCCAAGAUCAUCGAAGCAGAAGCGAAGCGCGUCGCUGCCGAAGCAGCAGAAGAGCUGCGUCGCGCGGGCGAAGCAGCGCGGUCCGUUCCAAUCGGCACACCCACCUGGACAGGCCAGUUCGGAGUGGCCGGACGGCCGGAAGAGACACCGUCGCCCUUCGCUAGAGGCGGCGGUGGCAGCACUGCGAGACGCGCAGGCGCAGGCCCUUCUUCGGCCAGCAUCCUAGCCAAUCUGUCCUCGCAGAGACCCUCCUCGCGAAGCAAUACGAAUAGCCCGGCCCCGUCGCGGGCGCCCAGUGGGGUCGAUUUCAUCACCAUGCUGCGGGACUUCUUGACGGCGCAUGGCGGCUCGGUCCAUACCCAGAUGCUCAUUGACCAGUUCAACCAUCAUUGCACGACUCCGCAGAAGACGGCCGAGUUUAAGGAAAUGCUUAAUACGAUUGCUGUUCUGGAGAAGGGUGGACGGAGCAGACGUGGCAAAUGGACCUUGAAGCCUGAGUAUGCUAGGAAAAGGUAAUUGCUCUAGGCUUGAUGAUUAAUUCAUCGAUUGCGAUUAUCUACAUCACUUUUCUUAUGAAUCUUAUGAAUAGAAGUAGUUAUGAGAAGAGACGUUUCUUAGGGGGGCGGAGUUAGCAAGAUCCUUACUCAUGUCUUUCACACUUUUUUUUUUAGCUUCAAGUGGUGGGUUGAACGAGACAUUGCCCCUUCAGAUCUGUUCCAGGCUCCCCCAGCAUAAAAUCUGCACGACAACUACGCCACAAACCGC